AUGACGAUGGGCUUCUCAAGGCUCUUGACGGCAGUUGCCGCAUUUUUGGUCUUGUCCACAUUCGUUGCAGCCAAAGAUGUCCGCAACUUCUCUCAACAAGCUGUACCUAACACAAUGGCCGACGACAAUGUCGAUAUGAGCAAAGUGCAAAAAUUCAAAGCCAUUUUCAGCGAGCACUCACAGGCCGGUGCUGCUGGUACCAAUGCCUACAUCGGCGGAUGGGGAAACACCUUCAACCACGCAUUUAAAUGGACCGACCUACUUGACGCCACCACUGCUGCUACACACGCACUCUGCUCAGACAGAUGCCUCACGUGUGCUCCAGGCUGCGACCCUGUCUGCUGUACAGCAGGAACGCUGGAUGUGUCCAACGGUCAAGCCUCUCGAACAGACAGCGCAGACAAGGGCCAGUCCGAGCCUCCUGUCCCCGAGACAGAUGCAAGGCGAUCACCCGUUCCCGGAUUCAGGAUACCCGCACGUCUCGGAUGUCCAUGUCACUGCGAAGCCGGCUGCCCGCCAAACGUCCAAGCUAUAUGCUGCGUGACUCCUGGGUCUGGAGUGAUGCCCCCAGGAGGCAACAGCAACUCCAACGAUGAUCAACAGGCAACAAGUCCAGACACAAACGGGGUCGUCGACGGCCACAACAAUGGCGGUGCUGGCGCUGGUGCAGCGCAACAAAAGCCAAUCGCCACACACAUCAAUGCCCGCCAGCGCCCCUCCCUCCCUCUCGCCUGUCCCUGCGGCUGCGAAGCCAGUUGCCCAGCCUACAUUCAAGCGAUCUGCUGCGUGACUGCUGGAUCUGGAGCUGUUGCCGAUAAUACUGCUGGUACCGGUACAAGUGACGACAAUGAUAGCACCAGCAACAACGCGAAUGGCACUUCUGCUGGGAACACAACGAAAAUAAACAACAAGUCUCAAAUUUUGAGUUCAAACGACGUCAAUGGCAAUGUCAUCGCCCUGGUCACCCAAACCGCCCACGGUGACCCCGUUUCCGUCCUCGCAUCUACCAAUCUAUCCGUGUUCGACAGCUUCGUCACCAUGGAUUUGGUUAACGGACUCGAGAGGGCCAGUGACAUCGGGUUUAAUAAUGAUCUCAAGAGUUUUGAGAUUGUUUUAACCACGGCUGUGGUGCCUGGUGGUACUGGUACUGGUAGUGGUGGUGUGAACAGCGGGGAAAGUCAAGGAGACAACAUCAUUUCCUUCCGACAUACUUUCCGCGUGAUUGAUGGCUCAAAACUCUGGGAACGUGAACAGAUUAUGCUUGGUUUGGGGUUUUUGUCGAGGAUUCCCGGGGCCGCGGUUGUCGAUAGGGAGUUUUUGGAUAGGAAUAAUGAUCUUGGGGAGGUGGGGGUUCCUGUUCUAACGGGGACAAGACGGGUGUGA
Molecule: messenger RNA, 1383 nt
Organism: Exophiala dermatitidis NIH/UT8656
Lineage: Eukaryota; Fungi; Ascomycota; Eurotiomycetes; Chaetothyriales; Herpotrichiellaceae
Exons: 1
Coding region: 1-1383 (460 amino acids)
Source: RefSeq, a predicted model, not a curated record